AAAUUCUAAACAGUACGUACACUGAAGGAGUCAUCUUUUGUGACGGCUCCAAAAAGUCCUAUUCAGUUGUAAGUAAUUAGUUGUUAGGGACUGCAGCAUCAAGUCCUGUUUAAUACUAUAACAGUUUUAAAAUGGGUCUCACCUGGAAGGUGGUGUUAAUGCUUGGAGUGUGGUAUGUGAUGCUUAUGGAUGGAACUGCCAGAUUUGUGACUGAGGAAUUCUGUGAGAAUGGGUACCUGCUUCACACCAAAGAAGGGACAAUAUGCUGCCAGAGAUGUCAACAAGCUAACCGUAACCAACCCUGUCGCACACUGCGCAAAGAAUGCUAUUGUGAUCAAGGUCGUCGCUGUUUAACAAAAAGUUGUACUUUAUGCACUCCGGUACCAAACUGUCUGAAGGGCCAGCAACUUAAGAGAGAAGUUAAUCCAAACUCCUUAUAUGAGUAUGUUUGUGAAGAAUGUCCAGAAGGAACCUUUUCAGUAGUAGAAAAUGGAAUUUGCAUGCCUGGUGAACCACCCUUCAUUUCGACUGAAUAUAGCAGAGACAUUUUUAAAACUUCUGUACCUGGGAACCAAACAGACGGCAAAGCACUCACUCCUCCAAUCAAUAGAACAGAAUCCAUUUUUAACAACUACCCAACAAUAGUGAUUUGCUCAGCUCUGGCAGUGUUCAUUUUAUUGUUAAUUACUAUCUUCAUUCACCUCCUCAUAGGGAGAAUGAAAGCAAAACCAUCAAAAAUGGCAGGAUUUCCUCUCCCAUCUGAAAUGAUAGUCACUAUGAGCACAAAGGAAGACGCUGAUUCGUGGAGCUGUCAGUAUCCAGAAGAAGAACAUGGAGAUCAUACAACAGAGAAGUGUGACUGUUAGAUCACAAAACCCUCAUCCUGGAACGUCUUAAAGGGGAACCCUGCCUCCCCAUGCUGGAAAUCAGGAUUACCCAGAAAUCGUAGAAAUAGAGAAUUGUGUCUCCCCAAAUUUCUGGACCUUCUCAAAGAGUGCCAGAGGCGAUAUACUGACCAUAGAAGAGGGUUAUCUUGUAGGUCCCGAUCACAAUCCCCCUCCAGACAAUGGAGGAAGUUUGUUAAGUUUUUAGAUUUUAGAAACUGUGUCUCAAGUUGUGUGUUUGCAUACGUGUCUGUGUCAUUUAACCAAUCUCUCAAAAACCUCAAUAAAGACGCUUGGUUAUACAAUAAAAUGUUGGGGAAGUUGAUUCCACCGUUAGAUUUUGGUUGCUGUAAUUUAAGCAUGGCAAUACGAGCUCUUUUGCCUUUCCAAAUAAACUGUCGGAACAAUUUAGUUAUAUGGGAUAUGUCUGAUCUACUAAGCAAUAUUGGGAGGGAUUGUAAAACGUAUAGUAAUCGCGGGAAUGUACACAUUUUUAUCAAUGCUGCUCUCCCUAGAUAUGAGAGCAUUAAAUGAUUCCAACUUUCAAGCUCCUUUGUAAUGAGAGUUAUUGUCGUCUUGACAUUCAGCCUAUACAGUUCCGAGGGAUAUUUCGCAAGGUUAAUGCCUAAAUAUGUUAUGGAUGUGUUAGCCCAUUUUAUAGGGAUUCGUUUCCCCCAUCUCGGGCACUUUAUCCCAUGUUUCAGGUAGAGUCCUAUUGAUUUUGAAAGAUUAACCUGAAAGCCCGAUAUUUGUCCAAAGUUGUCCAAUAAAGCUAAUAUAUUUUGUAAAGAAUCUUUAGGGUUCCCAACAUAAACCAACACAUCAUCUGCGAAUGCCGACAGUUUAAUUUCUUUAUCCCCAAUUGGGAUACCCUUAUAGGUCAUUGUAUUCUGUAGUAUUCGGAAUAGGGGGUCUAUGGAUAAGUUAAAUAAAAGGGGCGACAGGGGGCAUCCCUGUCUUGUACCCCUCCGCAUCGUAAUCCGUGGGCCCCGUUUGCCAUUGACCAGUAAAGAGGUCGUUGGAGCGGUAUAGAGAUAUUUAAUAAUAUUUACAAAAUUCUCUGUAAAUCCUCUGUGAUGCAGUACUGUGAACAGGUGUUGCCAGGACACAGUGUCAAAGGCCUUGUGUGUGUCUAGGCUUAAAAGCAUGUAGUCUGAAUCAGGGGCAUUUCUGGACGCCACCGUCGCCGCAAUGGCUGUCCUAAUUGCCUUAACUGAGUGGCGGCCACGUACAAAUCCGUAUUGGUGCUCCGUCAGCAAAUCUGGGAGGAUUAUUUGUAAUCUAUUUGCCAAUAUUUUUGUGAAAAUUUUAAAGUCGGAGUUUAAAAGGGAGAUGGGUCUAUAGGAAUCCGCUAACAUUGGAUCUUUGUCUGGUUUAAGAAUAAGGGUGGUGUAUGCUUGAGAGAAUGUCGGAUAUACUGGGUGUUCCCUAUAUAUCUUAUUAUAGAGUUCCAAUAGUGUCGGCAGGAGUUCCUGUUGCAUUAGUUUAUAAUAAGACCCAGUAAACCCAUCGGGUCCCGGUGAUUUAUUUGGUUGUAGUGUUUUUAUGACUGCUUUAAUUUCGUCUUCCCGGAUGUCCCCCUCUAAAGCUUCUUUCUGCUCUGUGCUAAGUGUCGGUAAAUUUGCCUGUGUCAACAAAGCCCUCUGCAGGUCUUCCCGUGGGGCGAUAGGAUUAUAUAAUUCUGUAUAAAAUUCACUGAGGUGCGCCAAGAUGUCAGAAGUUUUAGUGUGUGCUAUAUUCCUAGUGUUAUCUUUUAAAGCCGCAAUAAAGGAACGUUUCCUCCUAGCUUUUGACAUAGUGGCCAGCAACUUUCCAGUUUUAUUUCCCCAUUUAUAAUAGUGGAACUUAGUAAAGUCUAGACGCUGUUGUGCCUGGGCCGUUAAGAAGGCAUCCAAUAAUUUCCUAUCCCUUAUAUAUGUCUCCAAAAGUGUCUCAGAGGGGCUAGUUUUGUAGGUGUUAAAGCUUUGUGACAUAGCUGCGUACAGUGCAUGGUAUUGUUUAGUACUUUCUUUGCGUUUUUUAGCUACGUAUCCGAUUAUGUGACCUCGUAGCACCGCCUUCGACGUUUCCCAGAACAGCACCGAGUUGUUCUAAUGCAGGUUUUAAAUAUAUCCAUAGCUCAGCACAAAUGGUUAAAUCAUAGUGCACGAGGUACUAAUUAAGUCACCUGUGGCCAAGCAUGGAUAUACUGUUAAAACCUGGACCGUUAGUGCUCCUUGAGGACUGAGUUUGAGAACCACUGUUGUAAUGGUUUCCAUAUGAUUCCCUCCAUGAUAUCAUUUGGUAGGUCUGGAAAACCACAGAAAACAGGUGCAUCCCACCAUAAAUCAUCUUAUUAAACUAUCAGAAUCAGUAUUCUCUUUAGAAGUUAUGUUUAAUAGAAUGACGUUAACUUUUUGUUUUAUUUGCACUGUUUGGAUAUAUUUCCUAUUCCAGAGAGUGGACAUUAACGCAUUAAUUAGUGCAAUUAUUCCAUCUAUGUACAGUACAGUAUGUGACAUUUUAUGAGUACAGUAUGUAAUAGUAUGCAUUUCCAUUUUUCACCCAAGCAUGUAUAGUUUUUGU
Messenger RNA from Pseudophryne corroboree (corroboree frog), 3449 nucleotides. It is a transcript of the gene TNFRSF18, whose product is annotated as TNF receptor superfamily member 18. The transcript has 7 exons. The coding region runs from base 132 to 866 and encodes 244 amino acids. Gene Ontology annotation, cellular component: external side of plasma membrane. Lineage: Eukaryota; Metazoa; Chordata; Amphibia; Anura; Myobatrachidae. Gene Ontology annotation, biological process: positive regulation of cell adhesion. The record is from RefSeq and is a predicted model, not a curated record.